This is a messenger RNA of Saccostrea echinata, 625 nucleotides long. RefSeq lists its product as uncharacterized. The transcript is spliced from 2 exons. NCBI's taxonomy places the organism in Eukaryota, Metazoa, Mollusca, Bivalvia, Ostreida, Ostreidae. The coding region runs from base 2 to 511 and encodes 169 amino acids. The record is from RefSeq and is a predicted model, not a curated record.
GAUGACUAGCUACGCAUGCGUUUUCCUUUUCCCGCUCUUUCUCAGCCUCGUUUUGAAAGAAGCCAGACCAACUGAGACAGACAUUCUUGUGUUACCCGCCAAAGUUUUCCGUGAGACGUUCGGAACUCUGCAGAGUGACAAAGAGAAGACAGAAAGAACUAAAUGGAAGCGGGAAAACCAUGAGAAGGGCACAAAAAUGCGAUGUAUUUGUCCUUAUAACAAACAAAGCGAAUGCGCAUGCGUAAAGGUAGAGACAGAGCUGAGUCGAUAUCCAGCAAAAAGGGAUAGACCUCAAAGAAUGAUACCUCUUGUUGAUGAAAGAAGCCAAGGAACGUGGUCUGUUUCCAAUCAAAUGUCACGUGAAAGACAGGAAGUGCCAGAGAUAAUUCGAAGUCAGUUUCCGGGUAGCAUCAUCACAAUGUUUUACAACCUCGCGCAGAACAACACAGCGCAAAGAUCCGCCGCCAUUGAGGAGGCCAGACGAAUUCAGCGUUUUAAAACAGAAGGUUAAUCUAAAUGUGACAGACGUUACAACCCGGAACAUUAAUGGAAGAAAAAAGAGAUUUAAAAUGAAACAUGUCACCAACAGCAUAAAAAGAGGAAAAAUAUACUUGUAAAGAAGUCA